Molecule: messenger RNA, 4904 nt
Organism: Homarus americanus (American lobster)
Lineage: Eukaryota; Metazoa; Arthropoda; Malacostraca; Decapoda; Nephropidae
Exons: 15
Coding region: 210-3908 (1232 amino acids)
Molecular function (GO): protein binding
Source: RefSeq, a predicted model, not a curated record
UGACGGUGGUUUACGCCGUAGAGUCGGGCCGGGUGUUACUCCCCUGUGACGUGGCUCCUCCAAUACCUACUGAUGACACCAUCCUCGUCCUCUUUUAUCAUGGCGACAUUGGUACUCCCAUAUAUAGUAUCGACGGGAGGAGCGGGCCGAUCAAGAGAGCUCCUCAUUGGUCAGACGAGGAGACUCUGGGACCACGAGCCUACUUCGACAUGGCGGCUGACCCACCCGGCCUCGUACUCCAGUCGGUGAAGGCCAGUGAUCAUGCUGAAUACCGCUGUAGGGUCGACUUUCGCUCCUCCCCCACCAGGAACGUCAGGAUACAGCUGGAGGUCAUUGUGCCGCCCAAGAAGAUCAAGAUCCUGAGCGAGGCGGGGCUGGAGGUGAGCGGUGUCAUUGGGCCGUAUCCUGUGGGUGCCUCCAUCUCCCUCGACUGCCAAGUGGAGAGCGGUCGUCCCAGGCCGACAGUGUCAUGGUUCCACGAGGAGAAGCUUUUGGAUGAGGUGAGUGAGGUGAGGCGAGGAGAGAUGACGAGCAACACCCUACACCUGCCCUCUCUCACCCGUGACUACCUCUACCGCGUCCUCACCUGUCAAGCCUCCAACUCCAACCUCUCCGUGCCGGUUGCUGCCACCGUCACCUUGGAUAUGAGCUUCCCCCCUCUAGACGUACGGAUCAUGGGCACGAUGGAGAGCUUGUCGGAGGGCGAGAGGUACUCCAUCGUCUGCGAGUCCUCCGGUUCGAGACCCACAGCCACGAUCACCUGGUGGAAAGACGGCAUGUUGAUGACGGACACCAAGAGCCAGGUCUUCCAUGAGGGGAACGUGAGUCGCUCCACCUUGUACCUAACCCCUACCCUGGGUGACCACGACGCCCAUGUCUCCUGCAGAGCUAAGAACCCCAUGGUACCAGCCGCCGUCUUAGAGGAUACCAGGAAGCUUAACGUCCAUUACACACCGAGACUCUCCCUAGCUGCCGGACUUAACCUGGACAUGGAAGACAUCAAGGAAGGUGAUGACGUGUACUUCGAGUGUGGCAUCAAGGCCAAUCCUCCGGUCUAUAAAGUCCAAUGGUUCCAUAACGGUGAUGAACUGAGUCACAACGUAUCAGCGGGGAUAAUCCUGAGCAACCAAAGCCUUGUGCUGCAGCGGGUGACACGUCGCUCAUCCGGUCAGUACACCUGCUCCGCCACCAACCUUCACGGUCUCGGCAGCUCUAACGCCGUGCAGCUCAGUGUCAAGUUCGCGCCCUUGUGUCGACCUGGCCAGAAGUUCGUGUACGGCGGAGGUAAACACGAGGAACUCAACAUCACCUGCAGCGUUGAGGCUCACCCAGAACCCACCUCCUUCAGGUGGGCAUUCAACAGUUCCUCAGAGAUAGUGGAUAUCCCGUCUAGUAAGUUCUGGGUGGUGGGGAACGGUAAAAGCCAGGCUUCCUACACACCCAGGACCCACCUUGACUACGGCUCCCUUCUGUGUUGGGGAAAUAAUGACGUGGGCAGACAACUCAAGCCUUGUAUCUAUCACAUCAUACACGCUGCCCCACCGGAUCCCGUCAACAACUGCACGGUCGAGAACGUGACUUCCACUGGCGCGUCCAUCCGUUGCCAAGCCGGAUGGGAUGGCGGUCUAUCCCAGACGUUCACUCUAUCCGUCUCCCACGCCCGCGCCCACACCAGCAGCCAUGACAAGAAAGAAGCUCCAAGGGUUUUGGCCAACACCUCCACCUCCCCAAAGCCUGAUUUCUCCCUCACUGGGCUUGAACCUGGCACCGAGUACAUCCUUACCAUUAUGGGGGUGAACAAGAAGGGUGAGAGUGAGCCUAUGAGGAUGGCGAUUUUCACCCUCAAAGACGUGGCCGAGAAGAGGACGAGUCCAGGAGUGGGCGCCCUGGCUCUCACACCCAUCCUGGCAGUACUCCUGGGGGUAUUAGCUUCUCUCCUGCUCAUGGCCCUGGUCAUAGCCUUGGUGGUCAGGUCACGACGCCCCAGAGCCCGUAAGCCCGAGGUCAAGAUGGUGUACGACAAGGGGUCAGCUGCCUCGGUGCCUCUCAGGGGCCAGGAUGACACGACCUCUAGUGAUGACCAUAACCCUGACCUCAUACCUGUUAAUGACGACCAUCAAGUGAAAGACCUCCAGCAGAGCUACACAACAGAGACACUCCCCAUGACAGAUAUUCACCUUCAGCAGCAUUCCCCGGUAGCACCCAGCUCACCGCAGACACAGAUGCAGGUACAGCAAACACCUCAGCAGCAGCAACACAUGAAGGAGUACUUGCAAGGUCAUGACGGGUCCUUCUAUAUCAACCCCGGGACGCUACUACGACAGAAGGGCGUCUUGCUGCCGCGGGAAACAGAUCCCAUCCUGCACAUGGGGUGUCCUCUGGCCGCCUCCACGCCCGCCGCCCGCACCACCCAGCCCACAGUGAGUGUGGUGAGCACCAGCAGCAGUGGGACGGACACUCCAGAGAGCAUGAUGAUGGAUGUCUCGAGCAGCUUCAAGAUGGACAAGCCAAAAAGGAGCACCUCCAGAAGCUUCAAGGAAGACUCCCACGGGAGUUUCAAAAGGGAUUCCAGAAGGAGCUUCAAGAAAGAUUACUCCGGGAGCUUCAAGAAGGAUUCCCCAGGCAGCUUCAAGUUGGACAGCUCGAAGAGGAGCACCUCCGGAAGUUUCAAGUUGGAUGUCACAAAGAAGAGCCCCUCAGGGAGCUACAAAAGCGGUUCCGGGAGCUUCAAGCUAGAAACGCCAAAGAAGAGCCCCUCCAGGAACUUCAAGAAUCCGACCGGGAGUUUCAAGUUGGACAUUCCAGGAAGCAUGAUGGAAACUUCAUACAAGGAAACUCCAAGCAGCUUCAGGAGGGAGUCACCAGAAAGCUUCAAGUUGGAGAUCCCUUCGAACAUGAGGAGGAAUUCGUGCGGAACCUUCACGACGGAGUCAUCAGUCAGUAUGAUGAGAGAGUCCCCAGGCAGCUUCAAACUGGACAUCCCUGGAUGUGUGAGGAAGGGCUCUUACGGAAACGUCACGCCGAGGGACUAUCUGGGCAUCUUCAGGAGGGAAUCGUCAGGCAGCUUCAAAUUGGAAGCACCAGGGUAUGCAAGGAAGGGUUCAUCAGGAAGCUGCAAGCUACACACCCCACAGAAGAGCCCCUCUGGAAGCUUCAAAAGCCCUACAGGGAGCUUCAAACGAGAGUCUCUAGGGAAUUUCAAAUUGGAGACUCCGAAGAAAAGCCCAUCAGGCAGCUUCAAGAAAGAAUCUCCAGGGAGCUUCAAGUUGGACACCCCACAGAGGAGUCCCUCAGGAAGCUUCAAGAGAGAAUCUCUGGGAAGCUUCAAGUUGGAAACACCAAAGAAAAGCCCAUCCGACAGCUUCAAGAACACUUCAGGGAGCUUCAAGCUGCACACCCCUCAAAGGAGUCCUUCCGGAAGCUUCAAAAGGGAAUUUGCAGGAAGUGUCAAGUUGACGACUCCAAGGAACAGCCCUUCUGGGAGCUUCAAGAGCCCCUCCGGAAGUUCCAAGAGCCCAUCCGGAAGCUUCAAGUUGGAAACCCAAAGCAAGAGUCCCUCCGGGAGCAUGAAGAAGGAAUCUCCGGGCAUGAAGAGGGAGUCCCCAGGGAGCUUCAAGGUAGAAGCACUAGGGGGCAUGAGGAAGAGUUCUUCGGGCAUCUGCAAGAGGGAGUCACAGAGGAGCAUCAAACUGGAUGCACCAGGAACGGGAGCCGUUAUGAUGUACUCUCCGGGCAGCAAGAGGAGGGACAUCCUCGGCAACUUCAAAAUCGACUCGUCGACAGAAGGGGCUCUGGUGGUCACACAGAUGAGCUCACCUUUGCAUCGACCAGGUUUUAACAAACCAGACAAGCUCAGAAUCGUCUGUCCUCUGGAUUCUAAAAUCCGGAUAGAACUCAAAAUGGACUAAUUGCAAGAGGUGCAAGCUGCUCACCUUGAUGGCGUCAGUCUGGAGAAAUUUGGACUGCUGAUGGUGCAAGACGGAGAUGGGGAGAUUCUAGUAAUCUGUACUCUGAAAUACAAGUCACUUUUGACUUGUAUUCUAGUAGUGAUAAGUGUGAAACUCAAAAGUUACUUAAGUUGAAGACCUCGUGGUUGUAAGUUUUGGAUGCUUAAGAUAAAUGGUGAAAGAAGAAGGAGGAGGAGGAGGAGGUUUCGCCUCUGUGUAAAUAUAUAACGUUCAAAGACUCUGUUGAUGUUUUAGACCAGAGAAAACCUAUAGACAUGUGUAAGUUAUACCAGGAACUCAAACAUAAGUAAGUUAGAGCUGGAUAACUUAUAAUCCCCACAUAAACAUAUCUAGAAUGAAAAUGGUUAUCCAAAAGCAGUGUCAAGUGUUGAUGAGUCUUCUCAUGGUGAUUACUUCCCAGCAAUGAUACUGAAUGUGACUCUGAUGUAAGGAUAAUGAUGCAGAGAAAUUAUUCUCAUACCAUUUUGUGUUAACGGGAAUAUAUCAUUAUUAUAAAAUAUAAAGCAGAUGCUCUACAUACACUGUCUUCUUGAAAAAUGCAAUUCAAAAUUUCUUGGAAUGAAAAAAGAAAAGUAACUAUAAGUAUGAGUUAAGUGAGAUUAUAUAUUGAUUGACAAAGUAUAUGUACAACCCAGUGAUGUAAUAGGUGUCGUGGAUUGAUGUACAAACUGACUAAUUGCUGAAUGUGCAAUGUUUAUCCAUGGAUAUUAACAGGCUUUUUUAUUUUUUGGGCAGAGAAAACAAGUUACAAUACUCAACACUACUUCGUAAAUGAUUAUUACAACACCUGUCUGAAAUGCGAGUUAAAUGUUGUAUCUCUGGUACUUAAAUUAUAUAUAUAUGUUCUACCUUACUUGCCUGAUGCCGACCCACAAGUGAAGUAAAUACUUUUUUUUUUAGAUUUUUGCAGAUCGAGAUACAGCAUAUAUAUAUAUA